Messenger RNA from Penicillium canariense, 2403 nucleotides. Its product is annotated as NIF domain protein. Gene Ontology annotation, molecular function: phosphoprotein phosphatase activity. The transcript has 2 exons. Lineage: Eukaryota; Fungi; Ascomycota; Eurotiomycetes; Eurotiales; Aspergillaceae. The record is from RefSeq and is a predicted model, not a curated record. Bases 1 to 2403 code for a protein of 800 amino acids.
AUGCGCCGGCGCAGUCUUCUCAAUAAAAUCAAUCCACUCGUUUCUCACGCCAAACACGCUCAUCACGACUUCGAUUCCCUUACCCACGGUUCUCGACCGUCUAUCAAGCUGCCUCGCACAGGGAAACGGCAGAAGCGCGCGCAUGCUGCCGCGGGCUUAACUGUCCCUGUUAAUGCCCUGCAGUAUGCCAAUGCGCCGGCCGUGAAUAUGAGCGAUAUGUCCAGUGGGUUGGGGAGGAGACCAUCGUGUCCUGUGGCAGACUUCGCUGGCUCUCCGAUGCCGAACUUGCCGUAUAUUCCAAGUCACCAUGCUGCUGGCCAGGGACUUGGAAAGCAUUCUCCGCGAGAGAAUACAGGAUUGCCGUAUGGGCCGGGGUCAGGUUUCAACCUGGAGUCGUAUGCGCCAACAUAUGACAACAAUACGGCAAGCACAAACCUCUAUGAAGGUGGUCAAUUAUUAAACGAGGGCACAGUGGGCUCACCUUCAAGUUCAUUUGGCGCCUUCAAUGUUCCACGAUGGAACCCAGCGAAUACCCAGUUGCCGACUGCACUACCGCAGCCAUUCCCCUUCAUCAAUCCGAUGUUCUUCAAUCAGGUGCCAAUGGGCAAUUUCUCAUCAUCAUUUCCCAUGAUGCCGCCGUUUAACCCAAUGCUUCCUCUGCAGUCCCAGAAUAUGAGCACGAUGGCAGGAUCAACGAGACAUCUACCUGAAACGGGGCCACUACCGCGGAGAGCACGGUCACCAACACCGCCGAUGAAGAGACCCUCGCCUACAAUCAAGUAUAUGCAGCAAGCCUCUGAAGCACCACGAAGAUGCCCCUCCAGACGGCCAUUACUGAUCAUUCUCGACUUAAACGGCACCCUCAUCUUUCGAAAACACCGCAAGCUGCCACCGAACUUUGCCCGGCGCCACGGUCUCGACGAGUUUCUCGAGACACUGACCCGUAAAUAUUCGGUGAUGAUCUGGUCGAGCUCAAAACCGCCAACCGUGAACGCCGUCUGCGAGAAGUUAUUCCCCGGUGACAAGCGCAACCGUGUCGUAGCAUUGUGGGGACGCGACAAGUUCGGCCUAAGCAAUCUACAGUACAAUGCGAAGCUGCAGGUAUAUAAAGAACUGCGCAAAGUGUGGGCAAGCUCCGAAAUUCAGGCCGCAUAUCCCGGAAACGAUGCCGUGAAGCAACCAGCGCCCAAAAAGGGCGGUGGUAAACACAGCAGGAAAACCCAAAACCGCCUAAACGCUGCCGAAGUCUUCCCUCCAGGCCACCGCUGGGACCAGACGAACACCAUCCUCAUCGACGACAGCAAACUGAAAGCUCUCAGCGAGCCAUUCAAUAUCCUCGAGAUCCCGGAGUUUACGAACGACCCGAACAUAGACGAGUCUUCACUUUUCACUCAGGUCCUCGCCAAACUCGACGCUCUCUCGCGUCACGACGACGUGAGCAAGGUGCUCCGCCAGUGGAACGAGCGAGUUGCGCGGGGAGAGUCUAGUAUCUUGGACCUGGACAUCUCUCUUGAAGAGGAACUCGACGACGAAGAGGACGGUGGCAUCAGUCUGCUGCCUCCUCAAUCCCCCGCCACCUUUGCCAAUCCCAUUGUUGAAUCUCAGGUUCAAGCUCAAAUUGCCCAGGGAACGGAUCCCAAAGAGGCUGCACGUCUCAGGACGGAGCGCAGGAAGGCGCGCAAGAAGGAGAAAAAAGCCGCCAAAGCCGCCGUCGCGGCUGCUGCUCAGGUCGCUAAGCAGACGCAGGUCCAGGCUCCGACUCAGAUUCCCAGUGCUGUGAAGGAUAUCGGUUCAAUGGCGUUCAACACCGACCCCAGCAACAAAAGCCGCCGCAAGAAGGGCAAGAAAAAGCCUCGCUGGGCCCAGGAACCUGAUAUCGAGCGCGAGCUCGAACCUAACGCACGCGCCAAUAUCAUGGAACCCCCGGCUGGCAAUCGGUACAACCUCCGCCGUCAAACCCAACCGAAUCCCGCAGCGACUACGGAGGCGUUGGAGGGGAAUGAGAGCACUUCGUCACAAGGUCCUCCUUACCCCGACUCCGCCACCCUCGACCACAGCGGCGCCCACGUAGCUCAUAAAGAGUUCAAGGGCGCAACGUCCACAGUCAACGCGGAGACGCUGGAGGCAAGUGAAGCUUCCUCGUUAGACCCCGCUUGGAGCGGGUACAAACGAGGCCGUGCCCCUCGUCAUGUCGAUGCUCAGCUUCCCAUGGCAACUGAGGCUUCUGUGCCACAGCUACAGCAGGAGCAGCCGCAAUAUCAAUUUCAGACGAACCUGAACCGCCGCUCUGUAUCGCCACUAACGGAUGAGGAAAGACGUUCCGUCUCACCGGCCACGUCCUCUGCAUCUAGAAACUCGUUGCUGGACCGGUUGGAGGAGGGACUUGGGUUUCCGAAGAAGUAA